GACAGUGUCGGUUUCACGGGCGAAGGGUAAGGUCGCUGCCGCUCCGUCGAAGGUCUUCUUCACGCUGUGAUUUUUUUUUAAAGGAAAAGAAGCUAUCGGAACUGGAUUUUCUCUUGCUUUAUGUGCUGUUUGGUUUGAGAGAAACGAGCAAUAGAGCUGACUUUAUUAUUAUUAAGGAACGAUUGACCCUUAACCGUGAAACCGUUUUGAAAGAAGAAUUAUCUCUUUCCCUUGACGAAUAAACCCAAGAAGAAUUGGACUGAUAACCGAACUUGCAUAUUAUCCGAAUGAUGUGCAGGUGAAGCGCCGACAAUGGACGAGGUGUUCGGCAACAGCAGCAGCGAAACCGUGAUGGAGGCCGACCUCUCCCGGGUUCUCGCCAACAUCAACCAGGACAUCGCUGACCUGCAGUACCUUCAGCUUCAGCACGAGCCGCCCAAACCCGCCGCGCGCGCCGCCCACACCCAGCCGCCCGCGGCCAUCACUACCAAUGUGGCGCACAUUGUCAACCGCCCGAUGCCCCGGGCCUAUGUCGGCGUGCCCCCGCCGAGCUCAGCGAGGGCGCCGCAGGAGAAGGGCGUCGGCGCGGUGGCUCACGUGCCCGUCAUCACGAGCGUGAGUCGCCACCUGGACAGGAACAGCAACGUGCAAGUCCGCGGCGAGCAGGAAGCGAUGGGCGGCAGCAUGGCACUCAGACACACUCAGUCGGCCGUGGUUGGUCGAGUGUGCCAGAGCCAGACCCCCAGGCCCCGGGCGCUCAGCACGGGGGCCGCCGCGUGCCAUGCCUACCAUCAGAACCCCCAGUGUCAACAGAGCCACCGACAGGAGAGUCACCCGAAGAGCUCGACGCCCUUCCCUCUCGGUCCGCGAAGUGGUCAGGAAGCCACGCACUGCUACGUCAACCUCCAGCCGCCUCAGCGUCAGGAUCGACCCGUGUCUAUUUACGACAAUGUUGUAGGACCUCCGCCCGCUGCCACAGGCACACCGCCCCACUCGGCCCCACCCAUCCUGUCUGCCGCGUCGGCCUCCUCGCUGCCGACGCCCAAGCCACUCUACAUGAAUGUCCCCUUCCCCGCCGCCAGCCGCUUGUCCCCGCAGAAAGAAAGGCUCAAUAGCUCGGCCGUGUGCGGCAGCAACAGCGCGCCAUCAACUCCGAGGGGCGGGACUGGAGCGCCCCACCGCCUCCACCACAGCUACAUCGAGAUCUGGACGGGGACGAGCGAGGAGAGAGACUCGCUCAGUGACAGCGAGUGUGAGGAGCUGAAGCGCUCGUUCCAGGAGCCGCAGACCCCUUCCUCACACCGCCCUUCCCCCGGCUACGUUGAAAUGAGUUCGCCGUACGUCAAGAGCCCUCAGGUCCCCAGUCCCUUCAAUGGCUCCGUUUUAGCCGACCUUGCAAACAAGCUGGCCACGUACGCCGGCCACCAGCCACGGAAUAUCUUCUGCCCCUUCUGUCCGCGGUACUUCGGGUAUGAAAAGAGCCUGGGCAGCCAUAUCCACAAAGUCCAUCGAGAGGAACUGAAUACCAUGGUGGAGACUCGCCCCGGCCAGGUGCAGCUGCAGUUCUGCCCCAUAUGCCAAGCACGGUUCUUCAACAACUCGGUCCUUCCAAAGCAUCUGAUUGACUUCCACAGAGCAUCGGUCAUUGAGAUUUUGGAAAAGAAUAAUUGUAUAAUGUCAGACACAGCCGGCAUCCAGUGCCCUUUCUGCACCAAAAAGGUUCCACAUGGCAAAACGGGCGAACAAGUGUUGCUGUACCACAUGCAGCAGUUGCACCUUUCUGACUUCGAGGGCAUGGUCAACUCCAAGUUCAAGCCUCUUACCAGCGGGGCCUCGGCAGAGUCUCUUCGGAGUCUGUCGUCAGGGGACUUGUCACAACUCGUCUCAUUUCACCCUGGUGUGACCUCCACCCCUGGGUUGAGUAACAAGAUGGGCACGAUGUCUCUGGUCACAGGGGGAUCUGGUAGAAAUAUGGAGGCCCUUGAUCUGGACGCCACGUGGUCGUCCCACCGUGGCAAAUUCAGGUCCCCGAUGCCACCACCGCCACCGCGACCUCAGGGAACUGGAGCAAAAGAUCAAACUCAGCAACCGCCAGCGCAGCCAAAUGCACAAGAAAAUCAAAAGCAUUUACCUGUUUCAACAAGCAAAGGCAUCUUGCGUCACCAGAGUGGAUUGAGUCGAAAGCCCAGUGUAAAGCGUGAAUUGCGGUUCAGUGUUCCUCCGGUCACCAGUGAAGAAGUCUUUAUACCAGAGUCACCAGAACAGAGCACACCAGAGCGCCUAGUGAACGAAAUGCAAGGCCAAGAGGUGUGUGAGGACGGAUCCAGGAGGACCAUUCCCAUCCGCGUCGACAGCCUUUCUGCGGCUGACUUCAUGGACCUCAACGAAAAAGCUGGAGGACAGAGGAAGAGGAGGCGUUUGGGCUUAGGCCUACGCUCAAGAAAGGCUUUCAAGAAGAGAGACAAAGAAAAUAUUGGAGAACGCGAGUUAAGCAGCUUUGUCUCUGGCGCAAGCAAGAUAGUUGACGGAGCCAAGAAGUUAAUCACGGACGGGUCCCAGGCGGGCCCUGGCGAGGUCGUCCCAACUGCUGCCACCCGUACUUACCGUCGACCGAGGCCUGUAGCAGUGCCACGGGUUCCUGACCUCCCUCCUCCUUCAAGCACGCAUACAUGCCAUGGAAACACCGAGAUGAUGCAGCAGGAGGAAAAUCACCCAGCUGUGUUAGACAAAGACGAAGACCACGGAUCUGACGUGUCUCCAUUUACGCAUCUCAAGCUGUACUCUCCACUGCGCAUGUUCCGAUGCAACACGUGUCGGGUCAAAUUCUGCGAUAACGAGUCCCUGAGUGGCCACAUCGGGUCAAGACACCGUGGUUUGCUCUACCUUCUGAGACCACAGUACGGGUGCGGUGUGUGUUCUGCGCGGUUCUACGAAAACAAGUAUCUGGUGAAGCAUUGUCUUCAGCACCACACAUCGUUGCUUGAGAUUCGUAGUCCCCGCAAACACAAAAUAGCCAUUUAUAGAUUUACUCACGCAUAGAAAAGUUCUAAUAUGUGUACGCGUGGGAGACGGUAUACCCAAGUGUCUAAGUGCAAAAUCUUGUCAUAAUUGAAUAUAUGUAUAUAGCUAUUCUACAUAAUUGAAUAUAUUCAGAUGGCUAACUUAGCACACAUUAGAUACAUCUGUAACAUAAUGUAAUAUUGUAGAAUUUUUUGUGUGUAUAAUACUUUUCUUAGCAAUACCGACUUCUUGCUCCUGUAUAGUGCGAGUCAUCAUGAUGGACAAAUGAUGCAGUGUUUUUAAUGUAUAUUGAAUCUAUAUAUCUGACUUUCUGCUGAGUGCAAUGUUUCUAGCACCAGCGAAACAUUGCAUAAAUGUUUUGCAUUUUGUCACGUGUUUUGAACAUUACUGUUUUUUUUAACACGUCAUAUUGGAUGUUUAUUGUUGUGUACAGAUUACCUGUAUUAUGCUUGGAUGUGCCAGUUUACACAUUACUAAGCUCUCGGUGCCAUAUGUAAUAAUAAAACGUUAACAGAAA
This is a messenger RNA of Penaeus monodon (black tiger shrimp), 3538 nucleotides long. RefSeq lists its product as uncharacterized. The record is from RefSeq and is a predicted model, not a curated record. Lineage: Eukaryota; Metazoa; Arthropoda; Malacostraca; Decapoda; Penaeidae.